AAAAAGCUCCAAACUUCAACCUCAGAUCACAGAACAACUGCAUUUGACAGCAAAUCGAAUGCGUAUUGAAUUACCCUGAGGAGCUAUUCACCAUGUGCGGAAGGUAUGCACUGGCUUUGCGUCCGUCACAGAUCCGGCAGAUGCUGGAAGAAGACCUCAUGCCGGUAGAUGAGGCCCCUGCCGACGAGGGCGACGGCGCUCCACGACAAAGCUACAACUUUGCACCCGGGUACCAUGGCGUGGUAUACCGCGCAGACGUGCCCGAUCGCGGAGCCGGCUAUUCCCACUCUAACCGCGCCGGCCAAGACUCAGAAGUACAGGGAGAACAGCAGGAGGAGGAGGAUGCAGACAACCAUGCCGACAGUGACAAACCGAAGCAAAAGGAAACGGCAGCAACUCGCUACAAGCUGCAGGCAAUGAAAUGGGGGCUAAUCCCCUUCUGGACCAAGCGCAGCCCAGAAUACGGCGGGGUCCUCAAGACCAUCAACUGCCGCGACGACUCGCUCGCGCAGCCGGGGGGCAUGUGGGCGAGCAUGAAGGCCCGGAAGCGCUGCGUGGUGGUUGCCGAGGGGUUCUAUGAAUGGCUGAAGCAGGGGAAAGACAAGAUCCCACACUACGUCAAGAGGAAGGACGGGAAGCUGAUGUGCUUUGCGGGACUGUGGGAUUGUGUCCAGUACGAGGCUGAUGGGGAGAAGCAUUACACGUAUACCAUCAUCACGACCGACAGUAACAAGCAGUUAAAGUUUUUGCAUGAUCGGAUGCCGGUUAUUCUCGAGGCUGGGUCGGAGGCUAUGAGGACUUGGCUGGAUCCGGGGAGGUGUGAGUGGAGCAAGGAGCUGCAGGCGCUGUUGAGGCCGUUUGACGGGGAGUUGGAUGUGUAUCCGGUCAGCAAGGAGGUAGGGAAGGUGGGGAAUAACUCGCCGAGCUUUGUCAUUCCGGUGGCGAGCAGGGAGAAUAAGAGUAAUAUUGCGAACUUUUUUGCCAAGGGGGCGGCUGCGGCGAAGAAAAAGGAGGGCGGGACGGUCAAGCCCGAGGUGGAGGUGGAGGUGCCGAAGGAAGGGGCUGCUGGGACGACCGAGGCCAAGACGGAGACGGUGGAGGAAUUCGCGAAGACGGCAGAUGAUGGUGGGAUGAUGAGCAUGACACCGUCGAAGAAAGCCUUGAAGCGGGAGGCGAGUUCCCCACCGGCAAAGGGCGAACAACCGCCUGCGAAGAAGAAAGCGGACUUGUCGUCGGCCUCCUCGCCUGUCCAGGAGAAACGGCAGACGCGAAGCAGCAAGAUUAGCGCCACGAGUAACGCCCCAAGGAGCCCUGUCAAGGCGAAGGCGGCGGCAAAGGCCGCUGGGAGUCAGAAGAUUACAAAGUUUUUUGGGAAUAGCGCCUAAACUUCAGUUGUUCGUUGCGCACUGGAUGGUUGGCUGGGGUUAGGUACCUACCUAUCUGACGUGGUUUACACCUCCAUGAUACCAAUACCUACGUUCAACGAAAGAAAACCGCCAACGUUAGUUUGUGUUGCAACGUCUCACGCAAAAACAGGUUGAUAGUACACAUCUGCUGG
This is a messenger RNA of Canariomyces notabilis, 1558 nucleotides long. Its product is annotated as DUF159-domain-containing protein. The record is from RefSeq and is a predicted model, not a curated record. The coding region runs from base 93 to 1385 and encodes 430 amino acids. Gene Ontology annotation, biological process: DNA damage response. Gene Ontology annotation, molecular function: single-stranded DNA binding. NCBI's taxonomy places the organism in Eukaryota, Fungi, Ascomycota, Sordariomycetes, Sordariales, Chaetomiaceae. The transcript is spliced from 3 exons.